This is a messenger RNA of Miscanthus lutarioriparius, 2907 nucleotides long. NCBI's taxonomy places the organism in Eukaryota, Viridiplantae, Streptophyta, Magnoliopsida, Poales, Poaceae. The record is from the annotation of a GenBank genome assembly.
AUGGGGACUCAUCGUAGGAAUUAUUCAGACGAUGAAUUUUCAGUUGCUGGCGAGAAGCCUGAAGUAGAAUUCAUGGACUUCCAGAAUGAUGACACUUUUCAGGAUUAUUCAUCUGAAGAUGCCCCUGUGCUUGUCUCAGCUCCUUUCCCUUUCAAGGAUGGAAAACCAAAAUCUGUACUUGUUGGAGAAACAUCGGCUGAUACCAUUCAGAUUGAGAAUACCUCUCCUGAAUCUGUAAAUUUGUGGAGUGUAAGAAUUUUCUCUUCGAACCCAGAAGACAGCUAUGUGUUAUCAAUGAUGAGACCCCCGUCAAAUGAUGCUAAUGAGGAGGAAAAGCAGGCUUUUCUUGCUUUGACAUCCGUGGAAGACCGUACACUUCUGCCUGGACAAACCCUUACAGUUUGGCUGUCUUGUACGCCAAAAGAUAUUGGUUUGCAUACAUCAAUCGUGCAUGUUGAUAUCGGUGAUGAGAAGAUUGAGCGUGUGGCUUUUCUUUUGGCAGAUGACAAUGUCUCCAAGGCCUUAUUUUCUGAUAAGCCUUAUUCCAGGAGACGUGGUCAAGUUAAGAAAUUUGAGCCUUCACCAUAUGUGCCAGGUUGCCGUCCAACUCAGCAGCACACUCAAGGAUUCAAACAUAAGCUUCGUCAGUAUGCAAUACCUGCACACAUCCGCGAGCUUAUUGAAAGUAAACAGAAACCUGAUGUCCUAUAUGAUGAGUUGAGCAUGAUGAACUAUGCAGAAUUUUUUAGCGCUCUUAUAGUCAUGGAAGAACUCAAUAUGGAGGAGGAGAUGAGAACAUAUGACAUGGAGGGUAUCUUAAUGAGACGGAGGGGUAUGAACUUUUUGUCUCUUGAGGUCCCUGGUUUGGCAGAAAAAAGGCCAUCACUAGUCCAAGGAGACUUCAUAGUUGCUAGAUAUGCUGGGAAUGAUGCUCGGCCUUACCAAGGUUUCAUUCAUAAGGUUGAAGCUGAUGAGAUAUUUUUACAAUUUGACCAUCAGUUCCACAUGAAUCACCGUCACAGAAACCAGUACCACGUCAGCUUCACAUAUAACAGAGUGAGCAUGAGAAGGCUUUACAAAUCGAUUGAUGAUGCAAAACAUUUGGGACCUGGCAUUUUGUUUCCCCGCCAAUCACCUUAUAGAGUUUUGAAAAGGUGGCCAUUUAAGCCUCUGAAUCCACAUAUAAAUACUGAGCAAGCUGAUGCUGUUGCAAUGAUACUUGCCUGCAGAGGAGUUCCACCAUAUGUGGUAUAUGGACCUCCAGGAACUGGCAAGACCAUGACCAUUGUAGAGGCCAUUUUGCAGCUUUAUACGGGCAAGAAGAGGGCAAAUAUUCUCAUUUGUGCUGCUUCCAAUACUGCAGCUGAUCAUGUACUGGAAAAGCUCCUUCAAGCUAGCUAUCUGAUCCGUCCAAGUGAUAUCUUUAGGCUAAAUGCUCAGAGCCGUCAAUACGAGGAUGUCAAUACUGAUUUUAUCAAGUUUUGCUUCUUUCAAGAUCGGGUGUUCAAGUGCCCUCCGUUAAAAGCAUUGGUGCAGUACAGGAUAGUUAUAUCGACCUAUACGAGUUCAUAUCUGCUGCAGGCUGAGGGCAUUCGCCAAGGGCAUUUCACACACAUUUUCUUGGAUGAGGCUGGUCAAGCCUCUGAACCAGAGGCAAUGGUUCCUUUGUCAGGGCUGUGUGGAAGAGACACUGUGGUUGUGUUAGCUGGAGAUCCAAAGCAAUUAGGGCCAGUGGUUUAUUGUAAGCAAGCGGAGAAGGAUGGUCUGGGGAGAUCAUAUCUGGAAAGGCUGCUUACUGACUUCGAGCAGUACCAAACAGGGAAUCCUAAUUAUGUGACAAAGCUGUUGAGGAAUUAUCGGUGCCAUCCUGCAAUCCUAGAGCUACCAUCAGAGCUUUUCUAUGAGGGUGAAUUGAUUGCCUGUAAAGAAGGAGAACCAUCUGCUUAUGAUUGCAUUGGCCUUCCUAACAAGUCCUUCCCUGUUCUUUUUGUCGGAAUUCAAGGAUGCGAUGAGAGGGAAGGCACCAAUCCAUCAUGGUUCAACAGGAUUGAAGUUAGUAAAGUAGUAUCUAUCAUCAGGAACCUGACAAGGGGUGGGGAUGUUCAUGAAUCUGAUAUAGGAGUAAUCACUCCAUAUCGUCAGCAAGUUGCCAAGAUAAAGAAAGCCCUAGAGGCAUUAGAAAUACCCGACUUGAAAGUCGGAAGCGUCGAACAAUUCCAGGGCCAAGAGAGGGAAGUGAUAAUCAUCUCUACAGUCAGGUCGACUGUAAAGCAUAACGAGUUUGACAAAUUUUUUAACCUGGGAUUCUUGAGCAACCACAAAAGGUUCAAUGUUGCUAUCACUCGCGCAAAGUCAUUGCUCAUCAUCAUCGGAAACCCUUACAUUAUCACCAAGGACCGUCACUGGGACAGGCUUCUGCGAUACUGCGCUGACAAUGACUCUUAUCAAGGAUGCCCCCUUCCACCACCAGAAUCUCAUUCUUAUUCAGACGAUACCAGAUUCUUCUCCAAGUAUGAUGAAGACCAAGGUGGACCUUCUGGGCAGGACUACAACCAAGAAGCUGCCUACUGCAACUACAACCAAGAAGCUGCCUACUGCAACUACAACCAAGAACCGUCUGACUUCGGUUUGAGGCAUGACACUGGUGCUCAACCUGCUUCUGAGAAUCAAGAGUUAUGGUCUGAGGAGUUGCCUGAAGAUGAUAACCAGCCAUUCAGCAACCCCCAAGCAGAUCUUGAGGAGAUGCCGAAGCAGGAUGUCGAGGAAGGGGCUGCACAGGGAGAUGUGCAGGCCGACCAGUUAUCGACCAAUGACAAUCAGCUCCAGGGUGCAUACAUGGAGAAGUACACCUUCCCUCCUGGUUGGUGCGACGUUUCAAGCAUCCCAGCAACAGGCUGGGGCGACUGA